This is a messenger RNA of Gambusia affinis (western mosquitofish), 1392 nucleotides long. RefSeq names its product protein hook-like. Bases 346 to 1263 code for a protein of 305 amino acids. Lineage: Eukaryota; Metazoa; Chordata; Actinopteri; Cyprinodontiformes; Poeciliidae. The record is from RefSeq and is a predicted model, not a curated record. The transcript has 2 exons.
CCUUUUUCUGUUUUCAGGCACAAUGUUUCCUUUUGACCGUUGGCACCCUGCUGUGCCAGUUCAUUGUCCUCAAGAGCUGCUGUCUCCUAAGUGACAGAAAACUUAGCCAUAAAGUUUGUUUUGAUUCAAACUUCAGCAUUUUUCUAGUUGUUCUGCUGAGGUUGUGACAUCAUUUGUGACAUCACGCGAAUUGAUGUCACAAAGAGUGAUGCACUUUGUGGACCAUAUCAAAAAGCUGCCGUCAUAACCACUGCAGAAGAGAGCGAGAGAGCGAACAGAAGGAUUGUAACCCAACUAGAGACUGAACCGAAAGCUUUUCAAGACAAAAAGUCAAAUCUUCAAACCAUGAGUCAAAGCGGUAAGGAAAAAACUAGUUUGGAACAGAAAAUCGCCACCCUGGAGCAGGAGAAAAGCACCCUGGAGCAAAUGAACACUGCCCUGAAGAAGGACAAGAUCACCCUGGCGCAGAAAAACAUCGCCUUAGAAAAGGAAAAAACUGCUCUGGAGCAGAAAACCACUGCCUUGGAGGAGAAAAUUGUUGCCCUGGAUCAGAGAAACACCAACUUGGAGAAGGAAAGAAGUGUCUUGGAACAAAAAAAUACUGAACUGGAACAGGGAAACACCACCCUGGGUCAGAAGAACACCUCCUUGGAGCAGGAAAAAACUGCUCUAGAUGAAAGAAACGCUGCCCAGAAGAGGAUAAACAACGCUCUGAACCACUUAAGAAUAGUCUUAGAAAGGGAAAAAUUUAUGCUGAAGCGGGAAAUAAUUGCCCUGAAGCAGCAACAUAAUAUUCUAGGAGAGAGAAACACUUUCUUGGAGGAGAGAAACACGUUUUUGGAAAAAGACAGAAUUGACCUGAAGCAGGAAAUCUUCACUUUACAGCAGGUAAACAGCAUCUUGGAAGAGGAAGGCAGCGUUUUUGAGCAGGAAAAAAAUGCUUUUGAGGAGAAAAGCACCUUCUUGGAGGAAAUAAACAAGGCCCUGAAGUUGAGAUGCAACGGUCUGCAGCAAAAAAACGCCGCGUUGGACAACAUAAUCAUUGCCUUGGAGCAGGAAAAGAAUGUCCUGGAGGAGAAGAGCACUUCCUUGGAGCAGAUGUCCACUGAGAUGCAGCUUGAAUUGGAACAGCUGCGCCAUUGCCUGAGGAACAGAAUGAAACAUCUGAACCAGGACUCAACAGAAGAGGAAACCCAAGAAGACAUCCAGCCCGUUUCAGACCAGCCACAGGACCAGGUGCCUGUAUCUCAAAAAGUGCCAUGAGGGCUCCAAGCUUCAUGUUUGAUUAUCGGUGGCAGAAAAGCUUGACAACAGAACUGCGGUGUCAGGGGAAGCUUGACACUAGGGGGCUGAUGGUGGAAGAGCUUAACGCUUGAAAGAUGUUGGCAGGAG